Molecule: messenger RNA, 3957 nt
Organism: Oryzias latipes (Japanese medaka)
Lineage: Eukaryota; Metazoa; Chordata; Actinopteri; Beloniformes; Adrianichthyidae
Gene: mybl2a
Product: MYB proto-oncogene like 2a
Biological process (GO): snRNA transcription by RNA polymerase II; positive regulation of transcription by RNA polymerase II; mitotic cell cycle
Cellular component (GO): nucleus; snRNA-activating protein complex
Molecular function (GO): RNA polymerase III type 3 promoter sequence-specific DNA binding; DNA-binding transcription factor activity, RNA polymerase II-specific; RNA polymerase II cis-regulatory region sequence-specific DNA binding
Source: RefSeq, a predicted model, not a curated record
CGUGCUGUCGUUUGCUCCAGCACGCGGGGCUAACCGCGCUGUUAGCUUACAGCUAGCUAAUUCAAAUGAAAAGACUAUUUUACUCAGUUGUAGCGGUAAAGAAUAUUUAAACUUGAUUUUAAAUUUGUAUUGCAUAUCAGUUUAACAUUUUAUACACAACAUUAGUUUUUGUUGUGGAAGUUUUCGUUGUUGUUGCUAAACGCAAGCAAACAUAAAAAAAACACUUAGCUUUGUAACAGUGACAACGGCGACUAGCUUGAUGCGAUACUACACAGCUCAACGCGCACAGCAGAAAAAGUUGGGAAUGUUUGUUUUUCUUUAAUUUAACAGUGUUUUUUGUUUGUAAAUCUGAUGCUCUCGUAAAGUAAAGUAUGGUGGUGCCAAUGUUUAAAGAAGCAUACGUGUGUGCGUUUAGAGGAGCAAGAUGAGGGCAAAAUUUCAACUGGGACUGAUUCCGACAUAUCAGAAAAGAACGAUGGCACCAAAUGUGAUGUGGAAUGGACGCAGGAGGAGGAUGAAAACCUCAAAAUCCUGGUCAACAACUUUGGCAAAAGAGAUUGGAAAACGAUUUCUAGUUUCUUACCUGGUCGGACAGAAAUGCAGUGUAUGGGUCGAUGGAAAAAACACCUGGAUCCAGAACUAAGCAGACACUGGACCAAAGCCGAGGAUGACAAGAUGCUGGAGUUGGUGAACAAGUACGGCACCAGAAGUUGGUCUUUGGUUGCCAAGGAGUUAACUGCGAGAACUGGGAAGCAGUGUCGAGAGCGCUGGAUCAACAGCCUGGAUCCAUUGAUGAAAAGGAGUAACUGGACUGAGGAAGAAGAACUCAUCCUCUUCAAGGCUCACUCCAUUCUGGGGAACCGGUGGUCCGAGAUUGCCAAGCUGCUUCCUGGAAGAUCAGACAACUCCAUAAAGAAUCACUAUCACUGUGCCAUCAAACGCAAAGCCGGCUUGGGUUUUUUCAGAGAUGCUGCCAACAGCAUUUCCCUUGACAUUGAACAAUUUGUGGAUAAAGAGGUGGACUUUAAAUGUGACGUUGUGAUAGAUACUGUCCCAGUGUCUACAAGUUCAGUCAAAUGUGACGAAGUCAAGACGCAGAAGGAUCCUCCGAAAGCUAAACGGAAGACUUCAGCUUCAAAGGGGGAGCUCUCCUCUCCCGGUUCCUCUUUGCCCUCAAGUUCAAACUCCAGCCCCAGCUCUGGGACUGCAUCAUCAACCAUCCCAGUGGACCAGAAGGCGUUUGUCGAUGCGGCGCUGAAGAUGAUCGCUGAGGACAUGCUGCCGCUCAGUUUGGUUGAAGGUGCAGGCUUCAGGUUGUUCAUGAGCACCAUCAGACCCAACUGCAACAAGCUGUCUCAGCGCAUUAUAGCCAUGCAGCUCUACGAGGAAGUGGAAAGAACCAUUAAGCCCCAGCUCAUCCGAGAACUCAAAGCCUCCCUCGCCACAGCCGGAGAUGGUGAAAGAGCCAUUCAUGUCACCUGUGACCUCUGGGCAGGAGAUCAGUCACAACCAUCAGACGGUCCGAUUCUUGUUGUUCAGCUCCAUUUUAUCACCGAUUCCUGGGAGAUCCGGCGUCCUGUAGUGGCCUUUCGCCACCUCAGCCACAAAGACCUCAGCACAGCUGUGGCGAAGGAGCUCGAAGGUGUUCUCCUGAGCUACGGCAUCUUUCCUCACAACAUCGGCAACCUUCUCGCCAACCAGGCCAAAGAAGUCCUGGCUGGAAACAACUUAUUCUGUGACUACAAGAUUGUUUGCUCCUCUAACAGAGAUCCAGAGGGAGAUGAGAUUGUGGCUUUUCUCUCCAACCAGAUGUCUGAAACAGAGCUGCCUUUUUCUGAGCUGCAGAUUGGGACCAAAAUGGCCUGUAUGGCCAGAAGACUGCAGAUGGUGAUCAAGGAUGCUCUGAAAAAUUCCAGAGUUGUUGAGAACUUGCUUUCACAGGCUCACAACGUGGUGGCGUUCUUCAAGAGCAGUGCCUACUGGAGUGAGAUUUUGUUGAAGGAGAGCAACAUGUCUAUGUGCCCUUCGUCCUCCAACUGUCGCUGGAACUCCAUGAUGGUGUCACUGAGGCGAAUGGUCCAGGAGAAAACCUGGAGCACCGUCAUGACUCUGUUGGCCCAGGCCCGCAUCGAGGCCACAGACGCGACCAGCGCCCCACCUCUGGUCAUGGUGAAGAGGGACCAAGUGAUCGACAUCCUGGGUCUCCUGGAGCCGUUUGAGGUAGCUUUGCAGAUUCUUCAGGGAAACUCUGCGUCCAUGUCUGUUAUCAUACCUUCCCUCAUUAACUUGGAUAAAACAUUAGAGAGCCGCAUCACCAACUACACCCACUUCUGCAAGGCCUUGCGCACCGGCCUCCACACACACUUCCAGUCUGUCAUUCACCAGAAAGACGUCAUACUGGCUGCUGUGCUGGACCCAAGAAUCAAAGUGCAGCCAUUCCUUGAUAUAAAAUCAGAAGUCCAGACGGAGUUUCUAACUCCUCCAACGAAGAAUGAAGCUGCAGCGAUUUUAAGGUCCGCAUGGCAAAGCAUGGAAUCCUCCACAUGUCUGCCUUUAGAGGUGGAGGCGGUGCAGAAAAGUACCUCAUUAACAGAACAGAGCGUGAAAGAAGAGAGCCAAACCUCCGUGAAAACAAAUCUGAGCUCUGAUAACGGCUGCGGUGACGGCAACGACCUCAAGCGCAAGUCUGCCGUCAGUUUCCACCAACCCCCUGCAAAGACUUUGAAAAUGUCGGAGCUGGAUCUGUAUCUGUCACGGUCGCCGUGGAAACAGGGCACCAGUCUGCAGUUCUGGUCGACCGCGACCAAUUUCCCCGUCCUCGGGAACCUGGCCAGGAAGGUGCUGGCUGCUCCAGCCACCUGCGGAGGCUUUGACCGUCUUUAUCCCAUGUCGUCGUGCAUCAUCCGGGCGAAGAGGAACCGCCUACCGCCCCACACCACCGAGAGGCUGCUUCUGUACAGGAACUCUAUGAAGACCAAGGCGUCUAAGAAGCCCAGCGAAGCUGCUAAAAACUGAACCUUUUUCCUCAUUGCAUUGUGUUUUUCUCUGUCUAGAACUGAAACAUUCAGAAUGUCAGUUUACUGAAAACAAGUCAGGUUUUUGCACAAUUAAAAUGCUGUUACUUAAAAAAUUAUUAAUUUAAAGAAGAAAAGCCGGAGCAUUAUUGUAAUGUGUUUGGAUGGCUCCGUUAAACUAAAAGGCUUACUCUCCCCACGUACAUAACAUAAAAAAGAAAAGGCUAAUUUUCUUACCUGGAAUUUUUUUAGCAUUUGGACAUGUUUGCAUUAUGCAGAUAAAAAUGGUUAGCUUACGAUUUUUUUUAACUGCUAAAAUGUUUUUUUGGUUUUGUUGUUGCUUUAAAGCCUUAUUGAAAUUGAGUUUGAUUUGUGUUUGCAGGCAAAUGUUUGGUCCAAGUUUUCUAAAUCUCUCAAAAGUGAUAAAAACAUUUUUUACUUUUGUAACUGCAAGGUUUUGUAGCUCGUUCUAUUUAUUCAUUUUUAUUGAUUUGUUUUCCCUCUUUUGUUCAAAAUCUUGAAAGGAUUUAUAUAAAUGUAGUAUUAUCUUAGUUUUUUCCGGUAAACAUUUACAUAGAAUUGUUGUCGCGAUCAAUUAUAAAAUGUACAAGAACACACUUGUUUGACGUUUUAUUUCAUCAUUUUUAAUGUUUUUUUUUUCAGUUUUGUUUGAUGGAAGUUAAGUUCUCUUCUUGGAUCUCUGAAAGAAUUUGUCAGAAUUUGUUGGUAAAGAGGAAAAAAUUAAAUCUUAAGAAACAAAAAGAUUUACUUGUACCUAAUGUACCUUGUACCUAAUUUUGAUUACUAUAUUUAAUUGCCAGGGUAAAAAAAAUAUUAAAACUUUUUAUGACAACAAUUAAUAAUUGACACAUCCACAUAAUAUAAAAGCAACAUCACCUUUUCUGCAUUGAUCUGGAAAUAAAGAAAAAUACUGAACAAUGAA